This is a messenger RNA of Spirometra erinaceieuropaei, 4098 nucleotides long. NCBI's taxonomy places the organism in Eukaryota, Metazoa, Platyhelminthes, Cestoda, Diphyllobothriidea, Diphyllobothriidae. The record is from the annotation of a GenBank genome assembly.
AUGCUCAUUCUCCUCAUCCUACCUCUUCUUCCUCUUCCUCUGCCUAUUCUUCUGCCUAUUCUUCUCCUUCGUCACCUUCUUCUCCAUCUCCUUCCCGUCGCCCCAAUCGUUGUCACCAGACUGGCAGGGUGAGUCCGCUCACUCUGGCAGCCUGGAAUGUUCGUUCCCUUUUAGACAAUCCGCGGAGCAACCGACCGGAAAGGAGGACAGCGUUAGUUGCACGAGAACUGGCGCGCUACAAGGUGGACAUCGCCGCACUCAGCGAGACCCGUUUCUACGAACAAGGCCAACUGGAAGAGGUGGGAGCCGGUUACACCUUCUACUGGAGUGGUCGACCCAAGGGCAGAGCGACGAUACGCGGGUGUCGCCUUCGCCAUCCGGAACGACAUCGUGGGACGACUGCCCAGUCUGACGCAGGGCAUCAACGAUCGCCUGAUGAGCCUUCGUCUGCCUCUCUGGGGAGGCAAAUUCGCCACCGUCAUCAGCGCCUGCGCUCCGACGAUGACCAACCCCGACGCCGUCAGAAACAAAUUCUACGAGUACCUGCACGCCCUCUUGGCGACUGUGUCGAAGGCGGACAAGUUGAUUGUCCUUGGCGACUUAAACGCCCGCGUCGGCACAGACCAUACUGCUUGGAGAGGAGUGCUGGGUCCCCACGGUCUCCGCUGCUCAAACUACAAUGGUCUGCCGCUGUUCCGCACCUGCGCAGAACACCGCCUCAUCCUGACGAACACGUUCUUCUGUCUGCCGGAGCGAGAGAAGGCCACUUGGAGGCAUCCUCAGUCGCGUCAGUGGCACCUGCUGGACUAUGUCCUCGUCCGAAGGCGUGACCAGCGGGACGUGCUGGUGACGAAGGCGAUCGCGGGUGAUGACGGGUGGACUGAUCAUCGCCUCGUCAUCUCGAAGAUGCGUAUUCGCCUACAGCCUCGCAGGAGACCUCAAGGUAAGCGACCCCCAGGUAAGCUGAAUGUUGCCUUGUUGUCUUUGCCCGCUCAUCAUUUUCAUGUCAGCAUUGAGCUAGCUCAAAGGCUAGACAACCUCCCCAUCGCCGAUGCCGCCGCUGCCGAGAACGCCUCCGUGGAGAACCGCUGGUGUCAACUGCGAGACACGGUCCAGUCGACGGCGCUCGCCGCCCUCGGUCGCGCUCCCCGCCAACACCAGGACUGGUUCAACGACAACGACGCCGCCAUCAGAAAUCUGCUAGCUGAGAAGAACCGCCUACACAAAGCCUACGUAGAUCACUCCACUGAUGCCACCAAAGCUGCCUUCUACCGCAGUCGCCGCCAACUUCAGCAACGACUGCGCGAGAUGCAGGACGCCUGGACUGCUCGCAAAGCUGAGGAGAUCCAAGGCUACGCGGACCGCAACGAAUGGAAGAACUUCUUCUCUGCCAUCAAAACUGUCUAUGGUCCGCCGACGAAGGGCACUGCUCCUCUACUCAGCGCCGACGGCAGUACUCUCCUGACUGAGAAGACGCAAAUCCUGCAGCGAUGGGCCGAGCAUUUCCGAGGCGUCCUCAACCGCCCUUCCGCCAUCUCCGACGCCGCCAUCGCGCGAUGGCCGCAAGUGGAGACCAACGCGGACCUAGACCUCCCGCCAUCUCUCCAGGAAACCAUCAGGGCCGUGCAGCAACUCUCCAGCGGGAAAGCACCCGGAUCGGAUGCAAUCCCUGCUGAGGUCUACAAGCACGGAGGUCCCCAACUCAUGGAUCACCUGACUGCGCUCUUCCAGGAGAUGUGGCGUCAAGGUGAAGUCCCGCAAGACUUCAAAUACCCAACAAUCGUGCACCUAUACAAGCGAAAAGGGAAUCGCCAAGUCUGCGACAAUCACCGCGGCAUCUCCCUGCUGAACAUCGCCGGGAAGAUCUUCGUCCGCAUCCUUCUCAACCGCCUCAAUAACCAUCUGGAACAGGGCCUUCUGCCGGAAAGCCAAUGCGGCUUCCGUCGUCAUCGUGGGACCACGGAUAUGAUCUUUGCCGCCCGCCAACUUCAGGAGAAGUGUCAGGAGAUGCGGACCCACCUGUACUCUACAUUCGUGGACCUGACGAAAGCCUUCGACACGGUGAAUCGUGAAGGGCUGUGGAAGAUCAUGCAGAAAUUCGGCUGUCCGGAGCGAUUCACUCAGAUGGUGCGUCAGCUGCACGACGGUAUGAUGGCGCGAGUCACGGACAACGGAGCUGUCUCAGAGACAUUCGCAGUGACCAACGGAGUGAAGCAGGGCUGUGUGCUGGCGCCUACCCUCUUCAGUCUCAUGCUCUCUGCCAUGCUGAUGGACGCCUACCGCGACGAACGCCCCGGGAUCCGCAUCGCCUACAGGACGGACGGUCACCUCCUGAAUCAACGGCGAAUGCACUUCCAAUCGCGCGUAUCCACAACCACCGUUCACGAACUCCUCUUCGCCGACGACUGCGCCCUGAACACCACCUCGGAAGAGGAGAUGCAACGGAGCAUGAACCUAUUCUCCGCCGCCUGCGAGAACUUCGGUCUGGUCAUUAAUACGCAGAAGACGGUGGUGAUACACCAACCGCCACUCAACUCGGCCACAGCCCCCAACGCGCCGCCGCAAAUCAGCGUGAACGGAACCCAACUGCAAGUGGUGGAGAACUUCCCGUACCUGAGCAGUACUCUCUCCCGCAACACCAAGAUUGAUGACGAUGUCGCCAACAGGAUCUCGAAAGCCAGUCAAGCCUUCGGUCGUUUCCAAAGCUCAGUUUGGAAUCGUCACGGUCUUCAACUGAACACGAAGCUGAAGAUGUACAAGGCCGCCAUCCUGCCGACGCUACUGUACGGAGCCGAGACCUGGACGGUGUACACGAGACAGGCACGCCGACCGAACCACUUCCACCUCAGUUGUUUUCGUCGCAUCCUGAGGAUGAACUGGCAGGACCGCAUCCCCGACACCGAAGUGCUGGAACGGACGGGAAUUCUGAGCAUCUACUCCAUGUUGAGACAAAUGCAGCUGUGCUGGAGCGGCCACCUGGUGCGCAUGGACGACGAGCGACUACCCAAACGACUCUUCUACGGAGACGUCGCGACGGGUUCUUGCCGUCAAGGAGGCCCAAUUCGUCGAUACAAGGAUACCUUGAAGUCCUCCCUGAAGCUACUGCAAAUCAACCCGACCAACUGGGAAGAGCUCGCCCGCGAUCGACCGACCUGGAGGAGGACAAUGAAGACAGGCGCUGCGAUCUACGAAGCCAACCGCAUCGCUGCCGCCAAAGCGAAACGCGAAGCUCGCAAAUCCCAACUGCGCCCAGACAGCAACGCCGCCGCACAACCGCUUCCAACGUGUCCUCAAUGUCAGCGGACAUUCCGGGCUCAAAUUUGCCUUGUUGGACAUCUUCGGAUCAACUGCACCUCUCGAACUGCAUCAAAAUACAUCCCCCCGCCCGCCUCAUCCUCGUCCUCUCUGCCGCCAACUAACUCUGGCAAUUCUUCUGCACCACCACUUUCAUCCUCCUCCUCCUCCUCCUCCUCCUCCCCCUCCUCCUCCUCCUCAUCCUCCUCCUCCUCCUCCUCCACCCCCACUGCCCCAACGGAGGCCACCCCCGCCUCUCCCGACUCCAGCAAUGAGAAUCAGGACUACACCUGCCCUCACUGCGAUCGCACCUUCACCUCACGUAUCGGCCUGGUCGGUCACUUGCGAAUCCAUCGCACAGAGACCGGCAAACCAGUGCCUGGAGCACCGCCCUACACCCACCGCACUCGCAUCCACUGCCCUCGCACCUUCACGCAUCGCAUGGGUCUAUUCGGCCACAUGCGCAUCCACGAGAGCGGAAUUGACCACAAUUCCGAUACACCAACCACGCCCAUCAUGCCCAGCACCACCCUCGCACCGUCCAUCUGCGCCACCACCAACGCCUCCUCUGUAGCUGUUUCUGACACCACCGACUUCACAUGCCGACACUGUCCACGCACAUUCACCUCAUGCAUCGGCCUGGUCGGUCACUUGCGAAUCGAUCGCACAGAGACCGGAGACCCAGUGCCUGGAACACCAACUUACACCCAACAAGCUCGUCUCAACUGCCCACACUGUCCUCGCACUUUCAGGCACCGCAUGGGCCUAUUCGGCCACAUGCGCAUCCACGACGACCUGCGGUAG